AUGAACCUCGAACGACCCUCUUCAAUAGCGCCGGGCCUUGCGUGGAGGAUACUUAGUAUUACCAUCAUCUCAUAUCUUGCUUAUCGGAUUGCAAUCACGGUAUACGAUGUCUGGUUUGGACCUCUUUCAAAGUUCCCGGGACCAAAAUGGUGGGCUGCGAGCAACCUACCACUUAUAUGCAUGAUCUGGAGAGGGCAGGAUACCGAAACGAAACACCGUCUCCACUCGCAGUACGGCCCCGUGGUGCGAGUCUCCNCUACAGAAAUCAGCUAUAUUGAGGCAGCUUCAGCCAGCGACGAAGGCUUGUCAGGCACGAACGCUUGGAAGGAAAUAUAUGGUCAUCGACUGUCCGGUAAGAGGAGUUUCGCAAAAGACCGCCGCCUCUAUGCCAUCCCGGUCAAUGGAACCACCUCCAUCCUGAGUUCGGAUGAUACCAGUCAUGCCCGACAGCGAAGAGUCCUAUCACAUGCGUUCUCCGACAAGGCAUUGAAAGAAGAGGAGCCCCUGUUCAAGCGUUGGGCAAGUCUGCUUGUAACCAAGCUGGAAGCUUCGUCCCUUGCCGACGCUCCUGUCGAUCUAGUCGCCUACUUCAACUAUACAACGUUUGAUAUCAUGGCCGAUCUGACAUUUUCAGAGAGCUUGCACAUGCUUGAAGGCUCCGAAUAUUCUCCAUGGGUCGCUACAAUAUUCGCCUCUAUUAAAUCCAUGACUAGGCUUCGCGCGAUCAGAUUGAUACCGGGCAUGACCACUCUUGUUAACGUCUUGUUGAGUAAUGCGAUACGCAAGAAGCAGGUCAGCCACUUCAAAUACUCUGCUGAUCGCGUGGAUCGUCGACUUGCAAGAACACCCUCCAAUCCCGAUCUAUGGAGCUUUGUUCUGAAGAAAGCUGGGCAAGAAGGCGGAAUGUCGUUGAGCGAGAUGCACAGCAAUUCAGCCAUGUUUAUGAUUGCAGGUACCGAAACCACUGCGACAUUGUUGAGUGGAUUGACGUAUCAUCUCCUUCGGAGUCCAACAGCGACAAACCGGCUCACGCGGGAACUGCGCUCUGCUUUUGUUUGUGAUGCAGAUAUCACGAUCGAAGCGCUACAACAACUCCCGUACCUUUCUGCUUGUAUUGAGGAAGGCAUGAGGUUGUACCCACCAAUCCCGACCGGGUUGCCACGUCAGGUACCACAAGGAGGGGCUAGGAUCUGUGGAGAAUGGAUCCCCGAAGAUGUGACUGUCUCGGUGAGCCAGUGGGCGACCUACCGCUCCGAAUCCAAUUUUUACGACGCAGCAAGCUUCAUUCCGGAAAGAUGGUUGGGUGAGGAUGCGCGCUUCGAACACGACAACCAUGCUGCGUUCCAGCCAUUUUCGGUGGGGCCUCGCAACUGUAUUGGUCGCAAUCUUGCAUAUCACGAAUGUCGACUGCUGUUGACAGAAGUCUUCUGGAACUUCGACAUGAAAUUGGUGGACGAGAGCAGGAACUGGGCUGACCAGAAGGUCUUCUCUUUUUGGGACAAGUCACCCCUAUGGGUCAAGCUGGAACGAGCUAUCCGGUGA
This is a messenger RNA of Aureobasidium uvarum, 1542 nucleotides long. The record is from the annotation of a GenBank genome assembly. NCBI's taxonomy places the organism in Eukaryota, Fungi, Ascomycota, Dothideomycetes, Dothideales, Saccotheciaceae.